Leptinotarsa decemlineata (Colorado potato beetle) is the source of this 3258-nucleotide messenger RNA. It is a transcript of the gene Pp2C1, whose product is annotated as Protein phosphatase 2C. NCBI's taxonomy places the organism in Eukaryota, Metazoa, Arthropoda, Insecta, Coleoptera, Chrysomelidae. The record is from RefSeq and is a predicted model, not a curated record. Gene Ontology annotation, biological process: protein dephosphorylation. Gene Ontology annotation, molecular function: cation binding; protein serine/threonine phosphatase activity.
UGACACACUUUAAAAGUCAUAAAAUGACAGUUACGCCAUUGCCAAAAAUUUGAAUAAAUAAAAACAUAGAUGUAAAUGUGAUAUAUACUUCUGAGAAGAAAUAAUUUGAUUAUAAGUUGAAAGUUUAUAUGUGAAAAUUAAUAAAAUGCCUGCAUCAAUAGGCGUGAACCUGCGUGUUACAGGACAUUGCCGCCAAGGUGGUAGAAAAUACAUGGAAGACUUUUUUUCAGUAGCAUAUCAACAAACAGAAGAUGAAAAGGAUUUGGAAUAUGCAUUUUUUGGUAUAUAUGACGGUCACGGAGGGGCAGAAGCGGCUGCUUUUGCCAAAGAUCACUUAAUGGAAACUAUUAUAAAACAUAAGAACUUUUGGUCUGAUUAUGAUGAAGAUGUGUUACGAGCGAUCAAAGAUGGUUAUAUUGCAACACACUAUGCUAUGUGGAGAGAGCAAGAAAAGUGGCCCCGUACAGCUUCUGGUCUGCCCAGUACUGCAGGAACAACUGCAAGUGUAGCAUUCAUAAGACGUGGUAAAAUUUAUAUCGGACAUGUUGGAGAUUCUGGUAUCAUUCUUGGAUAUCAAGACCCAGACACACUUGGAUGGAAAGCAAAAGCUCUCACUAGAGACCAUAAACCUGAAAAUGAUGAUGAAAUGGCUCGUAUCAACAGUUGUGGAGGAAAAGUAGUGUCAAAAUCUGGUGUUCCUAGAGUGGUUUGGAAUAGGCCGAAAAUUGGUCAUAGAGGACCUGUUCGUCGCUCUACUCCAAUAGAUGAAAUUCCAUUUUUAGCAGUUGCUAGAAGCCUAGGGGAUCUAUGGUCAUACAACUACCAAAGCAACAGAUUUAUCGUUUCACCAGAUCCUGAUUGCACAGUGCUCAAAAUUGAUACCAACAUUCAUCGCUGUCUCAUAUUUGGCACUGAUGGACUAUACAACAUGCUCAGCCCAUCAAUGGCGGUACACAUUGUUCAGCAAGUAGAAAGACAUAAUGAAAAUGCUGCUCUCAGUGACUCCACAUAUAAAACUUGGUUGAAUCCUAGCAAACUGUUGGUAGAAAGAGCACUUGAAAGGUGGCAUGCCACGAAAAUGAGGGCGGAUAAUACAUCAGUAGUUACUUUGAUGCUGGAUCCACCAGGUCCGCCUAGAGCACAGGUUUUGAAAGAUCGCAAAAAGAGUUUACCAGAUACAGGAUUGAAAAUAAUGACUAGGUUUUAUGGAGAAAACUCGUCUCAGGAAAAAAACAAUCCCCCUAAUUGUGAUAACACACCAAGUGAAGAACCUAACCAAGCAACCUCUCAAACAAUUCUUGAAACUGUUCCUGAACCUGAACAAACACCAUCCGUACCUGCCGAACCUACCCCUAUUCCUGAAAAUGUAGAGAAUAAUGAAGACCAAAAUCUCUAUCCGACGGUGUUAUCAGAAAGUAUGCCCGUCUCCUCAAGUGACCUUACAGUAAAUUUUCCUUUGAAAGAGAGAAACUUUUCAACAAAAUCCAGGGAGAGCACCAGCUUUGAUCCAAGAGAACCUCUGCCCCUGAAUUUGGGUUCCGAUAAUGAAAAAGAAAAUGUUAAAUCUGUUGACAGUAAUGAUAACACUAUUCAAUGUAAUGAAGUAUCUUCGAGCAAUAUCGAAGUUGACAAUACUUGUAAUGAUGAAGAACCCAUUCUUGAAAGAUCUGUGACAACUUCGAAACACAAUCUGCGUAGUGGUAAAAAAGGAAAAUGUAAUUUAUCGGUUCCUUCAAAAAGUCCAAUGGCGGAGGAGACAGAAAAAAAAUUAAAAACACCUAAAAGGAAAUUGGAGGAAGACCAAAGUGCAUCUCAGCCAAGAAAGAGUCUUAGACUAGAUAGUACCAAAAAAAAGACCGAAGAGAAAGUUGAGAAGGAAAGAAAAGCUUUCGAAGCUGAAGAAAAAUUGAAAAAGCUAGCUGAAAGGGCUUACCUUGUUAAAAGUGAACCUAGAAACAUAAAUCCCAAACCAAGUCUUGCCCAAAAGAUCUUAAAAGUCAAAAAUAUUGCUCUAAAAAAGAAAAAUCGUGUUUUGAAUAAACCAGUCACCAAAAAAAAGAUUCAGAUAGUACUUAAAAAAAUGAAGAAAUCUGCAGUGUUGAAAACAAAGCCGGUGGUGCCAAAAGUAGAAGGCAAAAAGAAAGGAAAAGUUUUGGUACCUGCUAAAUCAUCAGAAACUUUAAAUCGCAGGAAUUCAAAUAGGAAUGUAUCUCAGCGUCAAAGGCAAACUGUAACAAAGAAAAUAGGUAAGAAAAUGGAUAAUGAAGUUGUCAAAAAUAAAAGUGAAGGAAAACACGUAAAAAUCAAAAGUAAGGAUAAAAUCACGAGGAGCAAUAUGAAAGAAACUUCAACAAGUAAAGAACGAAAUGGAAUUGAAAAAGUUGAAGACCGUUCUUCAAUUUCACCAAAGACAUUGAAUAUAAAAAAAUCGGUCAGACACAGCGCUAUUAUAGAUACUGCUUCCCAGAAGGGAAAACCAACAAAAGUAAAGACAAAGGUAGAAAAAAACUUUCCGGCUAAAAACUUGAGAAUACGUUUACAACAGAAAACAGAAAAUUUAAAAAAGAAUGUUAUGCGUAAGAAGUAAGAAUGUGUUACGGUAAUGAAAAACUGAAGAACUGAAAAAAAAACUAUCAUUUUUUAUGUAAUUUCAUUUUGAGAUAUUUUGGUGGUAUAUUUGCUGCAUAUUGAAUUUUUUCGAUUUUCAUUGAAUGGUUUGUUGAACAUUAUUGAAAUUAUUUGUUUUGAAACAGUGUAGUAUUAAGUUAGAAUUUUUUGAAGGUUGUCGGCAUUAUUUCAUGUUUACUAUGUAAAGUAUUUCUUUUAUUGAUACUUUGCUUCGUAGUCAUCAUACGAUUGUACCUUGAAUUUUUUGUGUUGAUUUCUUUUUAAUUUGGUAAUUUCUUGUACCAAUUUUGUUUAUAGCUUAUUUUAAAUAUCAAUUUCGGGAUUUUCAAUAAAACACAUUUACAUUUCUAACUUUUUAAAUUCUUUCAACACUGAAAAUUUUAAUCAAAAGCUCUCAUGUGAGACAUUGAUUUUUUCAAAUGUUAUCAGUAUUAUUGAAAAUCCUCAUAAGAAGCAUUAUUUAUAAUCAUACGUUUUACACAUUUAAUUUUAAGUUGUGUGGUUACAACAAAAAUUUUGUGCCUUUGUUACCAAAAAUAUUGAGAAAUGUUACAUAUGUACACUUGGGCAAAUGAAAUAUAUUUAUAAGAAAUUUAUUAUUUUCUCAAAAUACAAUUUAUAGUUAUUAAA